Molecule: messenger RNA, 2542 nt
Organism: Notothenia coriiceps (black rockcod)
Lineage: Eukaryota; Metazoa; Chordata; Actinopteri; Perciformes; Nototheniidae
Product: ephrin type-A receptor 6-like
Exons: 3
Coding region: 37-453 (138 amino acids)
Biological process (GO): protein phosphorylation; axon guidance; ephrin receptor signaling pathway
Cellular component (GO): plasma membrane; dendrite
Molecular function (GO): protein binding; transmembrane-ephrin receptor activity
Source: RefSeq, a predicted model, not a curated record
CUGUCCAUUGAAGAGGGAUACAGGCUGCCGGCUCCGAUGGGCUGCCCCGUGGCUCUGCACCAGCUCAUGCUGCACUGCUGGCAGAAGGAGAGGAGUCAUCGGCCCAAAUGUACCGAUGUUGUUUCCUUCUUGGACAAACUGAUCCGUAACCCCAGCAGCCUACUGUCACUGGUAGAGGAAAUUCAGAGUCUACCAGAGUCUCCGGGGGAGGAAAUGGACUACCCAAUGUUCAUCUCCAUCGGCGACUGGCUGGACUCCAUUAAGAUGAGUCAGUACAAGAGCAAUUUCAUGGCAGCUGGCUACAACACAUUGGAUUCUGUGGCAAGGAUGAGUAUUGAAGAUGUGAGGCGUAUAGGGGUGGAGCUGAUCGGCCACCAGAGGCGGAUCAGCAGCAGCGUACAGACCCUCCGCCUUCAGAUACUGCACGAACAGGAGAAGGGUUUCCAUGUAUGAGGACACCCUAUAUCACAGCCUGGGAUGGACAGAUAGACAGAUCAGAGGGAAGUGAAGUGUAGACCGCCGGACAGACAGUCUGCAGCCUGUGCCUGAGUCUUAAGGCCUCGUACAGGAGGUCAUUGGACAGACUCAACAGCAGACGGCCCCCCGGUCUCCCUCACAUCCAGUAGUUACAGACUUUUUCCUACUAUACACCCCUCCCUCAGUAUUCCUGGCUUUAAAGACUGGCCCAGGCCCUCACUUAGGGGAAUGUAAUGCCUUGUUGCAGCAGCAGUACUUUGUGUGUGGAGCAACAAUAUCUAGAAAUGUAGAUUUGCAGACCUAAUCUACUGAAUAUCUUUUGACUUUUUUUCUUUUUCGCUCGGAGUUAUGUGCUCAUGUAGUUGCUAUCGGGUGUGCAAUCUAAGAGUUUAUAGAAAUAAUAUAUCCUUAAUAUCUUUUAUGUUGGAGUUUGGAUAAUUUUGUCAUGAAAUUAUUAUUUGCAAUUGUUUUAGUUUACCCUCUCUCCAGAGAAUCUGGUAUGCUAAUACUUGAAGAAAGAAGUAAGAAGCAAGUGACGGCAAUUUCAUGAAUGUUUAAAAAAGUGUAUAGACAAUUAAUCGAUAAUUAUUGUAAUAACCUAAUAUCUAUAUAUGUGCAGUCCUGUAUGUGAAAGCCCUAGUAAAUCUGGAUCUUAUUUAAGAUGUUUUUAUUUAAGAUGUUUAAUUUUAGAUUUGUAUCCAAAUCAGCAAUACAGUAUUAUGCAGUCACCUCAGUAUCUCAGAGAGAUGAAGAAUUGUGCAAUGAGAGCACUCUUGUUGACAUGUAAACAUGAGGCUCACUCCUCAUCCUCCGCCUGAUUUUAUUCUCACAUGCUCAGCUUGCAGAACUGGAUCUGUUGCCUUCAGAUGAAUAACCAUACAAGUCUAUUCUGACAGCUGUGCGAUAAGCCUGAUUUAUUUUGGAUUGUGAAUGUUAUACAUUGCCUGAAAGUACACAAACUCCACUGUCUUAACAUAUGAAUGUCACAGAACUUAGAUAUAGAUAGGAGAGUUUUGAAAGUGUCGGGGAGCUCAACGUGGACUUAGAUGGUUUUUCAGAAUUUGCCGAAAUGCUUUCAUAUACGGUACAUUCAAUGUUUUUUUUUGCCUGCGCACACACACUGAUUUAUUAAUUCUCCUCCAGCCUGUUAUUACUUUGUGGCCAUGUAAAGGUUGUGGCAGUAUGGGAAAUUAGUGUACAUAGACGUGAAAUGAAAACCGUUGGAUUUGCAGUAGAUGAUGUCAAGUUGUCCGAUGUUUGCCAUUAAAAUUCAAAAUAAUUCUUAAUUCGCUAAGUCAGUGGUGAGUAGGCAGUGCUGCAGAAUAUAAGUAGUUAGUAGAGUGGGAAGCAGCGGGAGUAGAUAAAGCCUGGGGAUUUAGAUUUGUGAGCUCAGAGCUGUCCAGCAGGGAAAAGUGAAUGACUUUUAGGACAGCAGAGGGAGAAUGAACACAAACAGCAGCAUCAUAACUCAUGUGUCAUUCAGCAGUAACAAACACAUGCACACACACACACACACACACACACACACACACACACACACACACACACACACACACACACAUGAAAAGAAUGCCUUCAGUCUGAUAACCAUGCAAGAUAGAAACACUUUAAAGUGGUUAAUAAGGACCCAGGACCUAGCCCUUACUUUGAGUAUUUUUCCAUAUUUAAGAGAGCUCUGUUUUAUUCUUACAAAGGAGGUAUUGUUGAAUAAUGUCAAAGGCCAACUGGAUCCAGAGAUCUGUACCUUUCGGUCACAGCGUAGUAAUGCAUCCAGGCCAGUAGGAGUAGGAAAGGUGCACGCACACAUCCAAACACACACAUAUUUGCACACACACAUACUCCGGUCACCACCCCUCUACAGAAUAAGGAGAAUAUCAGAUGCUGUUUGUUUAGCAUGUUCUACUGCUGAGCAAUGUUAGAACGUUCUUUUGUACAAAGUACAAGUAUACUUAUAAUUCUUGUAUUUUAUUUUUCUAUAAUUUCCAAAGAGAUGUUGUAGAUAUUGCACACUGUAAGAAGCAGUUACUGCGAAUAUUUAUUUGCAAAUAAAGAUGAACAGUUCUGG